Molecule: messenger RNA, 3155 nt
Organism: Oreochromis niloticus (Nile tilapia)
Lineage: Eukaryota; Metazoa; Chordata; Actinopteri; Cichliformes; Cichlidae
Product: protein tweety homolog 2-like
Exons: 16
Coding region: 372-1922 (516 amino acids)
Cellular component (GO): plasma membrane
Molecular function (GO): intracellularly calcium-gated chloride channel activity; volume-sensitive chloride channel activity
Source: RefSeq, a predicted model, not a curated record
UUUUCAGUGCUGGAGGUCAACAGGAUACUUGAGUGUUGUGCGUUAAGGGCGUGGGCCUUUCCUACUCGACUUAGUAAGCUGUCACGCCUUCUGAAGGAGGCAGGUUUAUGUCGUCACACGAUCCCUUGUCUGGGAUGCAAAUGUUUGGCCCACAGUGUAUAUGUUUUUUUUUUUUCUAGUUGUAAGACAGCAGUUCAUUCACAACUAUGGGAGCCAAGGUGGAAAAUAGUGAGCCAAAAGGAGAAGUUCCGCUUUGAGACUUUGUGGUAAUUUCACAGACUGGAAAUCUAUGGGAAUAUUUGAGUGCCAACAUCUCUGAAGGAAGCCCGUCGUCAGUGGUUUUGGCGGAUUGACUUUUCCACGAAGUAGUAAUGGCUACUGCAAGGCUUGAUUAUGUUGCUCCAUGGUGGACUUACUGGCUGCACAAUUUCCCUCACUUCAAUUUCUUUUUCCAGACGGUCGACAGCACUUUCAAACCGGAGGAGGCGAGCUAUCAGCAGUCUUUGAUAAUUCUAGCAUGUGUUGGUGCAGUUGGUCUUGGGGUGAGCCUGCUGGUUCUGGCAGUAUACUUGGUGUGCUUGUGCUGCUGCCGCAGGGACAUCGAUGAAGACACCAAAAGGCCUGAUACCUGCUGUGUCACCUGGGUUGCCGUCAUCACAGGUCUCAUCAUAUGUUCUGCUGUUGGAGUGGGUUUCUAUGGGAACAGUGAAACCAAUGAUGGGGUGUACCAGAUGAACUAUUCACUCUACAAUGCCAAUCGCACACUGGGUAACAUCAACAAUCUGGUUGCAGGGUCACUGGGCAAUGUGGAAACUGGACUCAAACAGCACCUGGAACGCCUGGAUGAGAUCUUUUCUACGAGGCCUGACUACCUCCAAGCUUUACGUUUUAUGCAGCUGAUGGUCAACAAUGUCAUCCGUGAGCUGACUGUUCUUCCAGACAUCAACAAAACCAAUUUCGACUUGACAGCCAUUGCAGAUCAGACAGCAUUCAUUGAGUAUUACAGAUGGCUGAUUUAUCUGCUGCUACUGAUCCUGGAUCUGGUUAUCUGCUUGGCCAUGUGCUUGGGAAUGGCAAAGCAUUCUCAGUAUCUGCUGAUCACGAUCAUGGGUUUUGUUAUUCUGUCUUUGAUUCUGAGCUGGGCCUCACUGGGAGUGGACACUGCUACAGCUGUGGGUAUAAGUGACUUUUGUGUAUCUCCAGACAAGUUUAUUGUCAACCAUACCAAGGAUUUUCUAAGUGCAGAUGUUGCACACUAUUAUCUGUUUUGCAGUCCGAAUCUACCAAACCCGUUUCAACAGUCUUUGACAACUUGCCAGCGCUCCCUGACUACCAUGCAAAUCCAGAUUCAAGGCUUGCUGCAGUUCUCUGUGCGGGUCUUUCCCACUGCUGAGAGAGACCUUUUGGGAAUCCAACGACUAUUAAACUCAACAGAAUUCAGUCUACACAAGCUAACAGCCUUGCUGGACUGCCGUGGGCUACAUAAGGACUAUCUUGAUGCCCUCAUGGGUGUGUGCUAUGAUGGGGUGGAAGGGCUCCUCUACCUCUCUUUGUUUUCUCUUCUGGCUGCCUGCGCACUCUCUGCCAUGCUGUGUGUAAUUUUCCGAGUGUGGACACUAAUGGGCAGCAGGGAAAAAGAGUACGAUGACAUAGAUGAGGAGGAUCCAUUCAACCCCCAAGCUCAUCGGAUAUCCUAUAACCCCCGAAGGUCCAACACGCACAGUUUCUGUAGCUAUACCACAAGCCUUGGCAGCCAGGCCAGCCUUCAUCCACCUCCUCAGUCAACUUCUAGUGUAACAUCACCCCCUGAAUACAUGAAUCAGUCCAUGCUGUUUGGAGGAACCCCUCGAUAUGAGAAUGUGCCACUGAUAGGGAGAGGAUCCCCGCCUCCCUCGCUCAGGGACCCUUUUAAAGCUCCAUAGUACCUCAGCUUUGACUUCCCGGCACUGUUUAACCCACAGAGUGUUGCAUUAUUCACCCAGCAUGAGAGCUACCUAUCUAUCCAUGACUGAUGCCCAGAUUAGACACUUUGGGACUGAUUUUCAGGUGUAGCCUGCUCUCUACUGAAUCCCUUUCAGUGCUUCAUCUGAGAUGCUAAGCUUCAACCGACAAGGCUGUCGUCACGGUAUAACUCUGUUUACAGGAGUGACAGCCCGCCGUCCCAAUCUGAGACAUUAAAGCAGGCAAUAUGAGGUAGUUGCCUCACUGACACACUAAUGCAGUCCCUGGAAAGCACUGAAAGUUUUUAAUAUAGAGGACUGUUCAGUUUCAUCUGAAGGCUGUUGUUGUUGUUGUUAUCAUGGUUUAUGGAAAUACUGUUGCUCAAAUGUAAGCUUUUCUAUGAACCCAGAGUCUUUGAACUCUUUUCAGUAUUCUGGUGGUGUGCAUGGAUAUAAUCAUCGGUCAGUAUUUUGAUGUAAAGUGAGUGGCUGACUUCCAUCAUGGCAUUUGAUUUUUUAUUUUAAUUUUUUUUGCUAUAUCCCUUCUGUUUGGCAGCAAUAUCUUUUUUUUGGCCUUUUUGAAAUUUCAAAGGGUGCAGUUUGAAAGGAUAUGGGAAAAUAUGAAUGAGUUAAUAAAACAAAUACCAAGUAUUAUAGUUUUGUUUUCAUUAGCCAAAGAUGCCUUUAACAACAAGUCAGAUGGGCAUAGAUGAUAAAUUAAUAACUGACUGUUAUCACUAUUAAACCAAAUUGGCCAUACAAGUAAUUAUAAAGAAGCUUUGAAAUACAGAACUCAGUGCCACUAGUUAGCUUUUAAAGAAUAAACUGAACAUGCAAGGAACAUUCUCUGCUUUAUUAAAUAAAUCUGUGUUAUGUCUGUUUUUUUUAUGUUUGCUAAUGUAUACAGAAAGUCUCAUGAUUAAAUGCUAUAUUCAGACUUGUUGAUCCAUUGUUUACUUAUUAGCUCUCCACUGAUGGCUUAGAAAGACCUACAGCAGUAAUUCCAUUAGUGUGGCUGGGAUUUGGUGUGAUAACCUGUACCUGGAGAUAUCACAUGGGACAGUGGGAGUCUUAUAGGCAUGGUUCUCUGCUAGCUCUCUGAAAGAGCAGACUUCUCAAAAAUCAAAAAAUGCAUAACACACAACUGCAAACCAGUGUCCUUGAAGUAUUCACCUGUUUCACUUCAAUAUAAUAAAAUUGUUCUUUAUGCUACAA